This is a messenger RNA of Procambarus clarkii (red swamp crayfish), 12839 nucleotides long. It is a transcript of the gene Dhit, whose product is annotated as Double hit. NCBI's taxonomy places the organism in Eukaryota, Metazoa, Arthropoda, Malacostraca, Decapoda, Cambaridae. The record is from RefSeq and is a predicted model, not a curated record.
UCGCCCGCGCCCGGGGCCUGGCCAGGUGCUCCGCUACACCCGUCGCGCGUCGCUGCGGGGCCCGCGCUGCCGGACGCCUCUCCAUGCUGGCACUUAGUGUUCUGUGACCUGAGUCACCUCAGGGAAGGCGGUGAAAUGAUGCCACGGUGCCAGGGACGAGGGCAGGUCUAGCCAGGGAAGUGCAGGGUGCCAGGGAGGUGAGGGCAGGUCCUGAGGGCGGCCUGCGGCAGGGCAAAGCUGCGCGGGCUCUCCCGAGUGCGCGAGGCAGGCCGUGCCCUUGGCGAGUGUGUGAGAGUGCCCGAGGGCGCGAGUGUGUGUGUGUGGGGAGGAGGGAGUGUCAGAGAGGGCCCAGGGCGUCUCUGUGCGGCUGACGGGUGGGCGGCGCAGCGGCUACGCGACGCCUACUGCUGUCAGCAGCGCCUGGGAGCAGCAGCAGCAGCAGCAGCAGCAGCAGCACGACGAAGCUGUCAGGUGUGGGGGGGGUGGGGGGGCCUACCACCGCUAGCACGACACCAUGAGGUAGCCUCCAAGGGCACCACAGGGCACUGACCCCCGUUGACCCCACCUCCAGGGGUAAAAACCCCCCCCUCGCCGACCCCUUUCCAGGGGGGAGCAUCACGCCUGACCCGGGAGGGGGCCGCCGCCCCCCCUCCCCUGCACCCAGACCUGAGCAAAUACAUUUAAAUUCAAACAAUGUUUUAGACAAAUUUGACUGCUGUAUUCCCCUCUAGCUAGAGGGGGAAGCCUAGGAGGACCUAGGAGGACCUAGGAGGACCCAGGGGGACCUAGGAGAAGGCAGCCGAGGGGACACACCCUUUAUUUCGGGGGGGCGGGACUCCCCCCUCCCCCCUCCCCCUCGCCACGUCGCUAGACGGAAUUACAAAUUGUGAGAGGACAGGCCCACAGGGAACUCUAGUCAAGCUGAAGGAACUGCUGACGAAGCAGAUGUCCUCUGGGAAGGUCGGGCUGAAGAUGGCAAAGCUGAGACGCGAAGCUUCAGGCUCCGACAGCGGGUGCGAGGAGAGUCAGAAGAACAACAAGGAGAAGGACAAGGAGAAGCCCUCGACGGAGAACAGUGUUAGGAACCUCAAUAGCGGAGCGGCGGGGGCCCCUACCAGCGGCCCUACCUCAGGCGGAAACACGGGCGGAAGCGCCUCCUCCCUCGGUGGGGCGCCGCCCCCUUCGGCAGUGAGUGGAGAUAUGAUAAUAAAAGGGGCGCCACCUACCAGCAACCCGAACACCGCCGUGGCGGCGGCGGCGGCGGCCAGGAAUAUCAACCAGCAACGACCUAAACCUUGCUGUUUCUUCUGGUGCUGCUGCUGUAGGUGUUCUUGUUUAAAUGUGAAAACUGCCGACGACCACAGACACAAGAUUGGCAGAAUAGACUUGUUAAAUGGAGACAACGAACCACCACCUACGAUAGAGGACAUCCGGGCGUGGAGCGACUCCUUCGAGAGAUUAAUGAAGUGUUCGAGCGGGCGCCAGGCCUUCAGGGACUUCCUCAAGUGCGAGUACUCGGAGGAGAACAUACUGUUCUGGCAGGCGUGCGAGGAGCUCAAGGGAGAGAACAACCCGGCCAUCAUCGAGGAGAAGGCCAGGCUUAUAUACGAGGACUACAUCUCUAUACUCUCUCCCAAGGAGGUGUCGCUGGACUCGAGAGUGCGGGAGAUCAUCAACAGGAACAUGGUGGACCCGACGCCCCACACCUUCGACGAGGCGCAGACGCAGAUAUACACUCUCAUGCACCGCGACUCCUACCCGCGCUUCAUCAACUCCGCCAUCUACAAGCGCCUCGCACAACUCAAUAAUAACGGGAGCAGCAGCAGUAGCAGAAAAGAAAGUUCAACAUAGGCGUCCGUGUGUGUGUGUGUGUGUGUGUGUGUGUGUGUGUGUAUGUGUGUGUUUCAACACCCCCCCCCCCCCCGUUCCCCUUUCUAUUCCUUAUUCCCUCCAUCCUUUCCACCCCCCUUCCUUUUUUCCCCUUAUUUACCUUCCCAUUUCCUCACUCUUGCCUAAGUGUAUUACCUCCCUCGUCGACCUCACAAUGCACCCUUUUCCUUAUUUCUGAGUUGGGGACCAGAAAUUACAUGACAAAAAAUACGUUCAUUGAAAACGGGAUUAGGGCAAUGCGUUGGUCACAACUGAAGAACGGAUUGUGAGUAUAUAAGUUUGUAAAUUAAGUACAUAAGUAUGCUUGAGCGUUUAUAAGUAGGUGAAGAGCUAAGCUCCAACGUUCAUCACUCAACGCACAGAUAAUCCCCCUUCCCAAACGGGUGAGAACAUUUAGGAGCUCAACUAAUGUGAGUCAGACCAAUGCUUGGUGGGUUAGGCGUUGUUCAUUUCAAUCUUUUUUCUACCUCCUAGUUUGUGCAACCACUUGUUGUCCAAGAGGCAUGAAUUAGGCACAGCUUAACGUGAUAUCUGAGGCAAAAGUAAUGCAAAAUACUAAUUGGCACACUAAACAAAUUAAAAACAAAACAAAAAAUAUUUGCAAAUGUAAAGAAAACGGAUGAGAGAGGAACAGAUGUCAGUUUCUCUCACAUUUUUUUUUCUUUCAGUAGAGAUGGUAAUUUAUCUUGUCAGAAGAGACAGUACAAAUAAGUUUAAGCUGAGAACGAUCGUGUCCAAAAAAUAAACUGCCACACCUCUCCUACAACCCCCAUUAUUUGCAUACAAAAAUUGAAGAGAGUGCCAGCCUUAGCUUGGUGGAAGAAAAUGCUAGACCUUGCCAGUCGCUACACUUAAAGGGUAACUCAAAUAAACCCUUACGACAGGUAUAACUAAAUUAAUCUAUACGGAUGGAUUUGACUAUUUUCUUCUCGUUUAGAUUUUGACUUGACGAAAACUUUAUAAAUAAAGGUAUUACUACAAAUAAUAUUGAAUUAAUAGAUGUUUUUAGAUAUUAUUAAUAGUUUAAGAAAGGCGUGAAAAAUGGUGCCCGAUAGCACAAAGGUGUAACGCUUUUUACCUUAAUAAGCUUUAAAGAUGUGUAGGAUACUCAAAAUUUCACCCCCAAAGCUUAACGAUGUGCUCAAAGCUUAUUAUGGUAGAUAUCGUCACAUUCCAAGUAUUAUUUAAUGCCAGAAAAAAGAAAUGUAUAUUGUAGAAUUUCAAGUUAAGAGAAUUUUUGUAUCUUGGAUAAUUGUGAGUUGAAUGCAUAUCCCAAUACAAUUAUACGCCCGUAUAUAUGUCAAGGUAUUACCGAAAUAUUAUAUAUUGCCCUUCUUACCCUAAAAAAAAAUAUUCCAACUAAUUUUCUGUUUUCAAAAUCGUGGGGGUAUGGAAUUUUAUAUUUAACAUAUAUGAAAAAUAGAACACCUGUACUUAAAAAAAAAAAAAUUCGAUGCCUCUGGAUGACUAAAUAGAUAUAUAAUCCUCUUUUAUGAUAGUUUGUUAAUGUAAAUAUUUCGCUCUGGGGACGUACUCGGGAAUGGGGGGUGAGUGUCUCGUCUAGACAUAGAACCACCUGGUUGCAAGGAACUGUCAAUUACUUAAUUAACUCUUGCCGUCUAAACUCCUGCACCAAUUUCAGCUAACGCAAGAUCAAAUCAACUGUUACAUAAGUGACUUCCUGUGGAUAUACAUCCAUACUAAAUCGUAUACAAUUACCUCUCAAUGACGAAGCCUAUGCACUUGGGUUUCGUGAGGUGAAGUCAUCAUCAAUAGUCACAUUUUCCACUAUAUGACAUUUGAUAUGAAGGAUUUUCAUUGUUGUAGUUGCAUACUUUGUUUUGUCCCCCCCCCCAGCGACCGUGACGUGCAGGGGUAGCGCCAUUGCAACACUAUGGGUAACACAAGAUCCCCGCAGCUUCCUUCAGCACCCAUGGUGAUAUCUGGUCUGGUGUUACUACUUUCGAUACAUCCAGUUCCUCCAGGUAUCUUUUGACCUUCUCUACAUUAACUUCAAUUGUGUCUAGUGUUGCAGACGAUGAGCCACAAUAACGGGUCUGAAGAUGUGAUGACACCCAGCAACACUAAUCAACGUCAUCAACGUUGAUUCAGACUCAGCGACGUUGAUUGAACGAGUAACCAACACCAGACUUGGGUAUUGUACCCACUUGGUAACACUCUUGGUAUGGCACACACGAAGGUCGAAGGGGAAUAAGAGUUGUCAAUAUACUCCAGAAUUUCAGAAUGGUAUCACCAUCAACCCUUAUUGUUGUCUCUGAUGGGUUCCCAGCGACGAGGCCUCAAGUCUUCGUCUUAAGCAUGAAGUCUUUAUGUUUAUGAAGCCUCUCAAGCCAAUGGCCGAUCUUCCCGAGGAUGCAAUACACAAUAGUUGCCUAAAUCCUAGAUAACUAUGCUAGGUGAACAGAGGCACCGAGAGUAGGGAAACGUGGCGUAACGUCUUGCUCUGCCUUGGAAUCGAACCUGGAAACAACCGGUUGUGAGCAGUGCGUCAAAAACGACGGAAUGGCGUCUUAAGGCGAGACGCAGACAGACGAAGGGACGAUCUUGACAUGAGAAAAGGAAGAGGGAGCGGGGGGGGGGAGGGUCAUAUGGUAUUGGGAAGGGGGGAAGAUUAAUAUAUUCGAGGGUAAAUCCCGAGUACGUCUCCAGGUAGCGGCCCAAAAUCCCCAGUGCUGUUAUGACUGUUUCUCGUCUAGGUAUUUGUAUGUAGACAAUUGAACAGAACUGUAUGAGCAUGUCAAAUUUUUAAGAUGUCAUUGAGGCAUCACAUUAACCAUCAAAGCUCAAUACUUUUUCCUUAAGGAUGCUGGGUGGAUUACAAACCAAAUACUCUUUUUUAAGUCAACAGUUUCUGACAUGUCAAUUACCUCACUUUUUACACAAGAGUGCAUUUGUCAUAUUUUUUUUUUUUGUCUUAGCCUCUAUAGAAAAUACACACGAAUACCAAUGGCAUUUCCUGUGCAGCAAUUCAGAGAUUAUUUUCAAAUAGACGAUAGAUAAUUAUGAGGAGGAAUUUUUAAACUGUUCAUUGACAGAAAAAUAUGGUGAGGCUUUUCAGAGCAUUAGUGCUGGAAAUUACCAAUGUCCCGUAAGUGUCCAGUGUAAGACCCGCGUUCGAGCCUGCUCAUGCGGCCUAUAGCGGGCACUGUCAACAGAAAAACAAUGUGCAACAGAGCCAAACAAUUGUGCAGAUACAGGCCUGUUAGAUUGGCGUGGCAGGACCCAUAGAAAAGAUGCGAGUUUAUCGUGUGUUUUUAGCAGGCCUACCAUGUGAAAAUAAUUACCAGAAGGGUCUGACAGUGUCCGUCGCCAGGGAAUGAAGACAUCUGACACCGGGGAGAUGUGACACAUGUGUCACACAUGUGUCACACAUAUGCCAAAGACAUACGUCUAGUCUGGAGUGCUCACUGUGUUCGGCUGUGGCCCAGCCUGGCUACAGCACGGCAACAGCCUGGCUACAGCACGGCUAAAGCCUGGCUACAGCACGGCUACAGCACGGCUAAAGCCUGGCUACAGCACGGCUACAGCCUGGCUACAGCACGGCUACAGCCUGGCAACAGCCUGGAUACAGCCUGGCCACAGCACGGCUACAGCCUGGCUACAGAACGGCUAUAGCCUGGCUACAGACUAGCUACAGCACGGCUACAGCCUGGCUACAGCCUGGCUACAGCAUGGCUACAGCCUGGCUACAGCACGGCUACAGCCUGGCUACAGCACAGCUACAGCCUAACUACAGCACGGCUACAGCCUAGCUACAGCACGGCUACAGCCUGGCUACAGCAUAGUUACAGCCUAGCUACAGCACGGCUACAGCCUGGCUACAGCACGGCUACAGCCUGGCAACAGCCUGGCAACAACCUGGUUACAGCACGGCUACAGCUUGGCUACAGCACGGCUACAGCACAGCUACAGCACGGCUACAGCCUUGCUACAGCACAGCUACAGCCUGGCUACAGCAUGGCUGCAAAACAGCUACAGCCUGGCUACAUCCUGGCUACAGAACGGCUACAGCACGGCUACAUCCUGGCUACAGCACGGCUACAGCCUGGCUAUAGCACAGCUACAGCACGGCUACAGCCUGGCUAUAGCACAGCUACAGCCUGGCUACAGCACGGCUACAGCCUGGCAACAGCCUGGAUACAGCACGGCUACAGCCUGGAUACAGCACGGCUACAGCCUGGCUACAGCCUGGCUACAGCACAGCCACAGCACGGUUACAGCCUGGCUACAGCCUGGCUACAGCACGGCUACGGCCUGGCUACAGCACGGCUACAGCCUUGCUACAGAGCUACAGCACGGCUAGAGCACGGCUAUAGCCUGGCUACAGCACGGCAACAGCCUGGCUAUAGCACGGCUACAGCCUGGCUACAGCACGGCUACAGCAUGGCUACAGCAUGGCUACAGCACAGCUACAACACGGCUACAGCACUGCUACAGCCUGGCUACAGCACGGCUACAGCAUGGCUACAGCCUGGCUACAGCACGGCUACAGCACGGCUACAGCCUGGCAACAGCCUAGCUACAGCAUGGCUACAGCCUGGCUACAAUAUGGCUACAGCACAUCUACAGCCUGGCUACAGCACGGCUACAGCCUGGCUACAGCACGGCUACAGCACAUCUACAGCCUGCCUACAGCACGGCUAUACCCUGGCUACAGCACGGCUACAGCAUGGCUACAGCACAUCUACAGCCUGGCUACAGCACGGCUAUACCCUAGCUACAGCACGGCUACAGCCUGGCUACAGCACAUCUACAGCACGGCUACAGCCUGGCUACAGCACGGCUACAGCCUGGCUACAGCACGGCUAUACCCUAGCUACAGCACGGCUACAGCCUGGCUACAGCACAUCUACAGCACGGCUACAGCCUGGCUACAGCACGGCUACAGCCUGGCUACAGCACGGCUACAGCCUGGCUACAGCACGGCUACAGCCUGGCUACAGCACGGCUACAGCCUGGCUACAGCACAGCAACAGCCUGGCUACAGCACAGCUACAGCCUGGCUACAGCACGGCUACAGCCCGGCUACAGCACAGCUACAGCACAGCUACAGCAUGCCUACAGCCUGGCUACUGCACGGCUACAGCUUGGCUACAGCACGGCUACUGCCCGGCUACAGCUUUGCUACAGCAGAGCUACUGCAUGCCUACAGCCUGGCUACAGCACGGCUACAGCCUGGCUACAGCAUGGCUACAGCACAGCAACAGCCUGGCUACAGCACAGCUACAGCCUGGCUACAGCACGGCUACAGCCUGGCUACAGCACGGCUACAGCACGGCUACAGCCUGGCUACAGCACGGCUACAGCCUGGCUACAGCAUGGCUACAGCACAGCAACAGCCUGGCUACAGCACAGCUACAGAAAGGCUACAGCACGGCUACAGCACGGCUACAGCACGGCUACAGCACGGCUACAGCCUGGCUACAGCACGGCUACAGCCUGGCUACAGCAUGGCUACAGCACGGCUACAGCCUGGCUACAGCAUGGCUAUAGCAUGGCUACAGCACGGCUACAGCACGGCUACAGCCUGGCUACAGCACGGCUGCAGCACGGCUACAGUCUGGCUACAGCCUGGUUACAGCACGGCUACAGCCUGGCUACAGAAUGGCUAUAGCAUGGCUACAGCACGGCUACAGCCUGGUUACAGCACGGCUACAGCCUGGCUACAGAAUGGCUAUAGCAUGGCUACAGCACGGCUACAGCACGGCUACAGCCUGGCUACAGCAUGGCUACAGCAUGGCUACAGCACGGCUACAGUACGGCUACAGCCUGGCUACAGCACGGCUACAGCAUGGCUAUAGCAUGGCUACAGCACGGCUACAGCACGGCUACAGCCUGGCUACAGCAUGGCUGCAGCACGGCUACAUUCUGGCUACAGCCUGGCUACAGCACGGCUACAGCAUGGCUAUAGCAUGGCUACAGCACAGCUACAGCCUGGCUACAGCAUGGCUACAGCCUGGCUACAGCAUGACUACAGCCUGGCUACAGCCUGGCAACAGCCUGGCUAAAGCAUGGCUACAGCCUGGCUACAGCAUGGCUACAGCCUGGCUACAGCAUGGCUACAGCCUGGCUACAGCACGGCUACAGCCUGGCUACAGCAUGGCUACAGCCUGGCUACAGCAUUGCAAUAGCAUGGCUACAGCCUGGCUACAGCAUUGCAAUAGCAUGGCUACAGCAUGGCUCUAGCACGGCUAUAGCACGGCUACAGCAUAGCUACAGCACGGCUACAGCCUGGUUACAGCACGGCUACAGCACGGCUGCAGCCUGGCUACAGCACGGCAACAGCACAGCUACAGCCUGGCUACAGCACGGCAACAGCACGGCUACAGCACAGCUACAGCCUGGCUACAGCACGGCUACAGCCUUGUUACAGCCUGGCUACAGCACAGCUACAGCCUGGCUACAGCACAGCUACAGCACGGCUACAGCACGGCUACAGCCUGGCUACAUCACAGCUACAGCACGGCUACAGCCUUGCUACAGCCUGGCUACAGCACGGCUACAGCACAGCUUCAGCCUGGCUACAUCACAGCUACAGCACGGCUAUAGCCAGGCUACAGCACGGCUAUAGCCAGGCUACAGUACGGCUAUAGCACGGCUACAGCCUUGCUACAGUACGGCUACAGUCGGUCUACAGCAUGGAUACAGGACGGCUAAAGCACGGCGACAACCUGGCUACAGCACGGCUACAGCCUGGCUACAUCACGGCUACAGCCUGACUACAGCACGGUUACAGUCUGGCUAAAACACGGCUACAGCCUGGCUACAGCACGGCUACAGCCUGGCUACAGCCUGGCUACAGCAUGGCUACGGCCUGGUUACAGCAUGCCUACAGCCUGGCUACAGCAUGCCUACAACCUGGCUACAGCAUGCCUACAGCCUGCCUACAGCUUGCCUCCAGCCUGGCUACAGCAUGCCUCCAGCCUGGCUACAGCAUGCCUACAGCCUGGCUACAGCAUGCCUACAGCCUGGCUACAGUCUGGCUACAGCAUGCCUACAGCCUGGUUACAGCAUGCCUACAGCCUGGUUACAGCAUGCCUACAGCCUGGCUACAGCAUGCCUACAGCAUGGCUACAGCAUGCCUACAGCCUGGCUACAGUAUGGCUACAGCCUGGCUACAGCAUGGCUACAGCACGGCUACGGCCUGGCUACAGCACGGCUACGGCCUGGCUACAGCACGGCUACGGCCUGGCUACAGCAUGCCUACAGCCUGGCUACAGCAUGCCUACAGCAUGCCUACAGCCUGGCUACAGCAUGCCUACAGCCUGGCUACAGCACGGCUACGGCCUGGCUACAGCACGGCUAGGCCUGGCUACAGCCUGUCCACAGCACGGCUACAGCCUGUCUACAGCACGGCUUCAGCCUGACUACAGCACGGCUACAGCCUGUCUACAGCACGGCUACAGCCUGGCUACAGCCUGUCUACAGCAUGGCUACAGCCUGACUACAGCACGGCUACAGCCUGGCCACAGCACGGCUACAGCCUGGCUACACCACGGCUACAGCCUGGCUACAGCACGGCUACAGCCUGGCUACAGGACGUCUACAGCACGGCUACAGCACGGCUACAGCCUGGCUACAGCACGGCUACAGCCUGGUUACAGCACAGCUACAGCCUGGCUACACCACGGCUACAGCCUGGCUACAGCACGGCUACAGCCUGGCUACAGGACGUCUACAGCACGGCUACAGCCUGGCUACAGCACGGCUACAGCCUGGUUACAGCACAGCUACAGCCUGGCUACAGCACAGCUACAGCCUGGCUACAGCACGGAUACAGCCUGGCUACAGCACGGCUACAGCCUGGCUACAGCACGGCUACAGCCUGGCUACAGGACGUCUACAGCACGGCUACAGCACGGCUAAAGCCUGGCUACAGCACGGCUAGAGCCUGGCUACAGCCUGGCUACAGCCUGGCUACAGCACGGCUAGAGCCUGGCUACAGCCUGGCUACAGCACGGCUACGGCCUGGCUACAGUACGGCAUCGGCCUGGCUACAGCAUGCCUACAGCCUGGAUACAGCAUGCCUACAGCCUGGCUACAGCACGGCUACAGCCUGGCUACAGCACGGCUACGGCCUGGCUACAGCACGGCUACGGCCUGACUACAGCAUGCCUACAGCCUGGCUACAGCAUGCCUACAGCAUGCCUACAGCCUGGCUACAGCACGGCUACAGCCUGUCUACAGCACGGCUACAGCCUGACUACAGCACGGCUACAGCCUGACUACAGCCUGGCUACAGCACGGCUACAGCCUGGCUACAGCACGGCUACAGCCUGGCUACAGCACGGCUACAGCCUGGCUACAGCCUGGCUAUAGCCUGGCUACAGCACGGCUACAGCCUGGCUACAGCACGGCUACAGCCUGACUACAGCCUGGCUACAGCCUGGCUACAGCCUGGCUACAGCCUGACUACAGCCUGUCUACAGCACGGCUACAGCCUGUCUACAGCACGGCUACAGCCUGGCUACAGCAUGGCUACAGCCUGUCUACAGCACGGCUACAGCCUGACUACAGCCUGGCUACAGCACGGCUACAGCCUGGCUACAGCACGGCUACAGCCUGGCUACAGCACGGCUACAGCCUGGCUACAGCACGGCUACAGCCUGGCUACAGCACGGCUACAGCCUGACUACAGCCUGGCUACAACCUGGCUACAGCCUGGUUACAGCCUGGCUACACCACGGCUACAGCAUGGCUACAGCCUGACUACAGCCUGGCUACAGUCUGGCUACAGCCUGGCUACACCGCGGCUACAGCCUGGGUACAGCACGGCUACAGCCUGGCUACACCACGGCUACAGCCUGGCUACAGCACGGCUACACAGAUUAUACUCUCACAAAUUUUAUGUAUUGUAAUCAUUUCAUGGAUUACAUUUGAUUACAUAUACAGUGAAUAUGCUUACAUUGUUAAAUUAGAACCACCUCCCCCCCCCCUAGUCCUAAUAUAAUUUGUAAUGUAAGUCAAAAUUGCUGUUCCUUGUUACAAAGCAAUAUUUGUUAUUUCAAUGUUAACAAUUCGGUCCAGUCUUUCAAUGGUGAUUAUUUUUAUUUUUAAGAAAUGUAACUGGAUCUAAUAAAGCCAUAUUGUCUUCAAUAUCAUGUAAAUCCCUCUGUAUGAGCCCCUUUUCCUUCACCCUUCUUCACCUCUCCCACAAGACGCUGGUUACAGUCUGAAAAGGGAAGGAAUUAGCAAGUUUAGAGGAACAGGGUAAAGGGGGCACUGAGUUCCAAAAAGCGUGCCUAACUACUUGCAUCAUCGGGGAUUGAACACCGACCUUGCAGGAUGUGAGGUUGACCAGACCAAGAGGGCUGACAUGGGGGGGGGGGGGAGAAUGGGGGUUUUUACUACUUGUGUCAAAACGUUUCUUGAUAGGAACGGGAUAUUGAUCCCCGGUUACCUUUUGGGAUUAUUCCGGGGCUUAGCGUCCCCGCGGCCCGGUCCUCGACCAGGUCUUAGUUGAGAGGUGAGCUGGGAACCACUGCCACACUGCGUGUGCUGGGACUAGCGCUGUGGGGGCUGUGACAAGGGGUGAGGGGCUGGGAUCCCAGCUUCCAUUAGCCUCCUGCAGGAGUCAUCCUUCUGCAGGGGUCAAUCAUCCUUCAGGAGUCAUCCUCCUGCAGAAGUCAAUCAUCCUACAGGAGUAGGCCUCCUGCAGAAGUCAAUCAUCCUUCAGGAGUAGGUCUCCUGCAGGAGUCAAUCAUCCUUCAGGAGUAGGUCUUCUGCAGGAGACAAUCAUCCUUCAGGAGUAGGUCUCCUGCAGGAGUCAAUCAUCCUUCAGGAGUAGGUCUUCUGCAGGAGACAAUCAUCCUUCAGGAGUAGGUCUCCUGCAGGAGUCAAUCAUCCUUCAGGAGUAGGUCUCCUGCAGGAGUCAAUCAUCCUUCAGGAGUAGGUCUUCUGCAGGAGACAAUCAUCCUUCAGGAGUAGGUCUCCUGCAGGAGUCAAUCAUCCUUCAGGAGUAGGUCUUCUGCAGGACACAAUCAUCCUUCAGGAGUAGGUCUUCUGCAGGAGUCAAUCAUCCUUCAGGAGUAGGUCUUCUGCAGAAGUCAAUCAUCCUUCAGGAGUAGGCCUCCUGCAGGAGUCAAUCAUCCUUCAGGAGUAGGCCUCCUGCAGGAGUCAAUCAUCCUCCAGGAGUAGGUCUUCUGCAGGAGACAAUCAUCCUUCAGGAGUAGGCCUCCUGCAGGAGACAAUCAUCCUUCAGGAGUAGGCCUCCUGCAGGAGUCAAUCAUCCUUCAGGAGUAGGCCUCCUGCAGGAGACAAUCAUCCUUCAGGAGUAGGUCUUCUGCAGGAGUCAAUCAUCCUUCAGGAGUAGGUCUUCUGCAGGAGUCAUCAUCCUUCAGGAGUAGGUCUUCUGCAGGAGUCAAUCAUCCUUCAGGAGUAGGUCUUCUGCAGGAGUCAAUCAUCCUUCAGGAGUAGGUCUUCUGCAGGAGUCAUCAUCCUUCAGGAGUAGGUCUACUGCAGGAGUCAUCAUCCUUCAGGAGUAGGUCUUCUGCAGGAGUCAAUCAUCCUUCAGGAGUAGGUCUUCUGCAGCAGUCAAUCAUCCUUCAAGAGUAGGUCUUCUGCAGCAGUUAAUCAUCCUUCAGGAGUAGGCCUCCUGCAGGAGUCAAUCAUCCUUCAGGAGUAGGCCUCCUGCAGAAGGACAACUCAUAAUGAAAAACAUUUUCCUGAAUGGAUGCAAACACCCCCUCCCCCCCAUCCUCCCCCCCCCUCUCCCAAUCCUCCCCUCCCUCCCAAUCCUCCCCCAUUACAUGGUAUUCCAUGCUGUCUUUAAUCCUUUUUUUUCCCUCAUCAUCCAAUGAACGACGGUGUACUUUUCAAGACUAAUAGAGUCCUGCUGUACAUAGUCUAUGUAGAUAUGGUGACCAUAAAUCUACUCUUGAAUAGCGAAGUACUGUUUCUGAUAGAAUAUAAGUUAAACAGAAUUAAUA